Molecule: messenger RNA, 1225 nt
Organism: Dicrocoelium dendriticum
Lineage: Eukaryota; Metazoa; Platyhelminthes; Trematoda; Plagiorchiida; Dicrocoeliidae
Source: the annotation of a GenBank genome assembly
UCGACGUGCACGGUUUUACGCUUGACGAACCACGCGUCUUUUCCUUUUUGCCAUAGGAUGAUGCAUUUAUCUGUGGGGAAUUUAUCGAUUCUCUUCAGACUACUGGUCACGGUUAUCGUGAUUGUUACGCUCAUUAAUCUGUUCCAGUCAAGAUGGACAAAUAAAACAUGCCAAUCAAUAAACCCCGUCAUCCACACCGAGGAGAAACAGUUCCCACUGGCCUUCAGCAUUUCAAUGUACACAGAUCUUGACCGGACGGUGAGACUCAUGCAAGCCAUUUAUAGAUCACACAAUUGCUACUGCAUCCACGUGGACAGGAAGAGCAGCGAAUGGACACAUACCACAAUCACUCAGCUCAUGCAGCGACGCUACGGAGACACUGUGUAUGUUGUCCCACGAGCAAGGAGUAUUAAGGUGGAGUGGGGUUGGAUGUCUACGCUCGAUGUGGAUUUACUGUGUAGUCACAUUCUACUCGAUCGGUGUCCGCGUUGGAAGUACUGGAUCAAUCUAACUGGUCAAGAGUUUCCCCUGAGAACAAACUGGGAGCUAGUUCGAGCUUUGACUAUACUCAACGGGUCGAAUUUGAUCGAUGGAAUGUACAGACGUCGAAAUAUGGAAAGGUUCCCACUGCAUCUGAAGUUCAACUUCCCGUUCACAUGGUAUAAAGGAGGUGCGCAUAUUGUCGCCCGCCGCGAAUUUGUACGCUUUGUACAUAGUGACGAACGUGCCAAACUCAUCCUCCAGGCAUUGCGUGACUUCGAACAGUCGGAGAACAAAGGCAUCGUUGCAGACGAAACAUACUUCCCCACUUUAAACCACAAUCCGGAUUCUAUUCCCGCACCAGGCGCAUUUCUGGGUGUGCAUGAAUCGGCUGUAUUUACACCACCUAUCCGAGUCAAAGUAUGGUCUGAUCAAAACAUGCCUUGCCACAGUGGCAAAUGGGUCAGGACUAUCUGCAUGCUGGGACUCCGUGAAGUAGACUGGUUGAUGGGUAGACCGGAAUUUUUCGCCAACAAAUUUAUUCCGUCAGUAGAACCAGAAGGCUAUGCCCGAUUGGAGCGAUGGAUUUCCGAGAAAAUUAAAUACGAAGCUGUAGUUGGUGACUUGCAUCCUUCCUUUAACACAACACAUUAUCUUUCUCUUGAAUUGCGAUGGAACCACUUGUAAACUGCCUUCUCCUUUCACGUUCGCACUUCUGUCCUUGUUUAGAAGAGUACGACUUUCC